CCAACCUACUUCUAUGACGCACCAACGACCGUUAUCGCAGUAAUUUUUACUAGAUCUAUCGAACUUCGACUUUCAAGAGCAACAUCGCCUGUGAUUGGUUUGGCCAAAUAAUGCUUGACCAAUUCAAAUUGAAAACGAAUGCUAAUCACAGUGAACUCUCUCAAUGACUAACCACGCACGCUCAUCCUUCAUUGGCAUUAUUCGCACAUGGCAUUUGCUCGUACACCAACCACCAACCCUCUAUAUAAACUCUACCCGAUUCCUCACGAACGCACCCACAAAGCAUAGUGCACAAAGCAAGCAUAGUCCUCAUGGAAAGCCCAGUGAGGUUUUUGAGUUGUAGAGGCGUGGCAUUUGAGAUCAAGCCUCAUGCAGAUCCAUUUGCCAUUACCACACCUCAGAGAGCUCCCGAGAUGACCAACUACGGAAGCAAAAGAUCUUGGCUUCCAUGGCCUCGUGGAAGCUCGUCUAGGGUUGCUCCGUCGUCGCUGAUUCAGCGAUCGACGAGCAAAGUGAGUAGCCACUUUUGUGACCUUGACCUCGAUGACGACGAUGACGAUGAACCCAAUGAAGUUGUUUUGGAGAUGCUCGAGGAAGGCACUUUCAUCGAGCCUGAAAAACACUCCGAGAGAAAACAAGCUGAAGUGGCCUCAAAAAUCGACCCGCCUCCUUCGAAGCCCGCCCGAGGCCAAGAGUUGUCAAGGCUGUCGGUCAUCCUCCUUGACCAAGGGCUGUUCACGGUGUACAAGCGGCUGUUCGUCGUUUCCUUGACACUAAAUGUUGUCGCCCUCGUCCUCGCGGCGACUGGACACUUCCCUUAUGCAAGGAACCGCGCCGCCCUCUUCUCCAUAGCCAACAUCUUCGCGCUCACCCUGUGCCGGAGUGAGGCCUUCUUGCGCAUUGCCUUCUGGCUCGCCGUGGAGCUACUUGGCCACUCAUGGAUCCCGCUCUUCGCCAAGACGGCCACGACCUCCCUCCUGCAGAGCCUCGGCGGGAUCCACAGCGGGUGCGGUGUCUCGUCCCUUGCAUGGCUGGUCUACGCCCUAGUCCUAACCCUAAAAGACCGGGACAGCACGUCGCCCGAGAUCGUCGGGGUCGCAUUGGUGAUCCUCGUGCUCAUCGCCCUCUCUUGCCUUCUCUGGGGGUUCGUUGUCCUCACCGUCGCGUACGACCCAAGGACGAAGAGUUACAAGAGUGACGAGCUGGGAUUGAGGUUAGUGAGGCAACAAGAGUCUUGGUUCACGGUGGGGAUUACGGUUCUAAUAAUAAUACCGUGGGUGACGGUGAGGAGAGUGCUGGUGAAGGUGUCUUCUCCUUCGGGGCAUGCCUCCAUAAUCAAGUUCCACGGGGGAGUCAAAGCAGGCAUCUUGGGCCGGAUCAGCCCAUCCCCGCUAUCCGAGUGGCAUGCCUUCGGCAUCAUCUCCGACGGCAAGGAUGAGCACAUGAUGCUUGCCGGAGCUGUCGGCGACUUCACAAAGUCCCUCGUCGCCAACCCUCCAACCCACCUCUGGGUCCGCCAGGUCCACUUCGCAGGCUUACCCUACCUUGUCAACAUGUACGACCGGGUCCUGCUGGUUGCCACCGGCUCCGGCAUUUGCGUCUUCCUAUCAUUUCUCCUCCAACCAUGCAAAGCAAGUGUAUGCGUGUUAUGGGUGGCCAAGAACAUGGAGCAAAACUUCGGCAAGGAGAUCAAGGAGAUGGUUAGCUGCCACCCGAGAGACAAGGUGAUCGUGCACGACACGGCGGUGCACGGGCGGCCAAACGUGGCGGAGAUGAGCGUGGACAUGGCGAAGAAGUGGGGUGCUGAGGUGGUGAUCGUCACGAGCAACCCCGAGGGAAGUAGAGACGUGGUGAAUGCGUGCAAGAACAAAGGGAUCGCCGCUUUUGGUCCCAUUUGGGAUUCUUGAGUAGAUCAAUCAUGCAUAUAAUACGCCUAAUAUGCGUCCUUCACAUAUUAUCUAUGUUUGGAUUGCAUUAUAAACUAAUGGUGGAAUUGAAA
Molecule: messenger RNA, 1999 nt
Organism: Syzygium oleosum
Lineage: Eukaryota; Viridiplantae; Streptophyta; Magnoliopsida; Myrtales; Myrtaceae
Product: adenylate-forming reductase 03009-like
Exons: 3
Coding region: 312-1907 (531 amino acids)
Source: RefSeq, a predicted model, not a curated record